Messenger RNA from Salvia hispanica, 2248 nucleotides. Its product is annotated as serine/threonine-protein kinase D6PK-like. Lineage: Eukaryota; Viridiplantae; Streptophyta; Magnoliopsida; Lamiales; Lamiaceae. Gene Ontology annotation, biological process: protein phosphorylation. The record is from RefSeq and is a predicted model, not a curated record. Gene Ontology annotation, molecular function: protein kinase activity; ATP binding.
CUCUAUCUUCAUCUUUCUUCUUAGUGUCUAGUUCAAUGUGGUGUUUGCAUUGCCACUUUAUUCUUAACUUUUUAUGUGAUCAUUUUUCACCUACUUCAUACAAGUUAAUAAGUUCUUGUUCUACAUUUGCUUUAUCAAACCUACUCUACAUUUAAUUCAUGUUGCCUUUUCUGCUGUGAUAUCAUGGAGUGGGGAUUAGUUCUUGAUUGGUUUUGUUGGUUCAUUCUAAUCCAUAAAAAGUUUCUCUUGAAUUAGAUUUUAAGAGUAUUCCUCUUUUCUUCAUUAGCAGAGUAGCCCAAUCAAGACAGAUAACUAUGUGAAUUGUGAUGACAAAAGGUGAUAAUUGGAUAUGGAGAGAAUCCCUGAAACACACUCACUUUCUAGGCAACUAUUACUUGCUCAUAACUUCUUGCAGGAGCCUGAAGAGCUCAUGUCGUUUACAGCCAGCGAUGAUUCCUCCGAUGAGGAAGCCGGCUCCACUUCAUUUCAUGGCGCUAGCCACCCAACUGAGCCACUUGACAAUGACAUGAUGAGGCCAGUCUAUGUACCAAUUGGGCAAAAUAAUGUGGAUGGGAGAUAUUUGGCUGAAGAGCUCGAUGAUUUAGCUGCUGUAUCUGAAGAAAAAGAGUGUAUGUGGGAUGGUUUGUUACCUACAAGUGGCAAUGUCAGCCCUCAUAGUAGUAUUGACAGUAUUGGUUUCGCCAUGGCCAUGAGCAUUUCCAAUAGCUCAGCUAGCACAUAUCAUAGUGAUGGGGUGAUGAGUGAUGAUAGAAACUACGAUAUCAUGAAGGGAAGCACUCGAGGGGACUCUCUCGAGAGUACUAUCCUGAGCCGAGCAAGUGAUAGCAGUGGCCUAAGUGAUGAUAGUAACUGGAGCUACACUAGUGGCAGCGCAAAUAAGCCUCACAAGGGAAAUGAUCCCAGAUGGAAGGCUAUACUCUCUGUUCGAGCGAGGCAUGGUGUUUUAGGCAUGAGCCAGUUCAGGUUGCUGAAAAGGCUUGGCUGCGGGGAUAUUGGAAGUGUAUAUCUCUCUAAGCUCAUCACAACCCGGUGCCUCUUUGCAAUGAAAGUGAUGGAUAAGGCAUCCCUUGCUAGCAGGAAGAAGUUGACCCGGGCACAUACAGAACGGGAAAUCUUGCAGCUGCUCGACCAUCCUUUCUUGCCAACACUGUACACUCAUUUUGAGACUGACAGAUUUUCAUGCUUAGUCAUGGAAUAUUGUCCCGGGGGAGAUCUGCAUACCCUCAGGCAACGACAGCCAGGAAACUUUUUCUCCGAGUAUGCUGCUAGGUUUUAUGCAGCUGAAGUUCUUUUAGCGCUUGAAUACCUCCACAUGCUAGGCAUCGUAUACAGAGACCUGAAACCGGAAAAUGUUCUGGUCCGCGAAGAUGGCCACAUCAUGCUAUCAGACUUUGACCUUGCCCUUAGAUGUGUAGUUUCACCCACUCUAAUAACAACCUCUGCUUUACACUCUCAUCCUUCCAAACAAAGAGCCAGAUUCUGCGCACAACCAUCAUCAGCAUGCAUCCAACCCUCAUGUUUUCUUCCUCGAAUCUUCCAUCAAAGGAGCAAGAAAAGAUCUGGUAAGACGCCAUCCGGUACUUUGCCUGAGCUAGUUGCAGAGCCUACUGCAGCUCGGUCCAUGUCCUUUGUAGGGACACACGAAUACUUGGCCCCGGAAAUGAUCAAGGGUGAAGGGCAUGGCAGUGCAGUGGACUGGUGGACAUUUGGUGUAUUCUUGCAUGAGCUGCUCUAUGGCAAAACACCAUUCAAAGGUUCAGGGAAUCGUGCAACGCUCUUUAACGUUGUUGGGCAACAGCUCAAGUUCCCAGAUGUGCCACCUACCAGUUGCGCUAGCAAGGACCUCAUCCGUGGGCUGCUCGUGAAGGAGCCACAGGACCGGCUUGGGGUGAAAAGAGGAGCAACUGAGAUCAAGCAGCACCCUUUCUUUGAAGGUGUGAAUUGGGCUCUGAUACGGUGCAGUAUGCCUCCAGAGGUGCCUAGGCCGGUCGAGGUUGAACCCCCCUCGAACCACACAUUCGUCGGUGCAGGCCCCGGUGGUGACAAAAGAGUGGGGACAGGCAUGAAAUCUGAGGGUAAAUACCUGGAUUUUGAGUUCUUUUAGAUGGCAUGUCACAUGAGUAUUUAAUUUGCAUUGAUUCCAAAUUUCCAAUACAAUUAAAAAUUUGGAAUUCUGUUUACUAAACUGGGAAUUAAUUAUUCUCCUGUAAAUUAUCAUCCUUUUUUU